UUUAUAAAUAUAGAAAACUUAUGUUACGAGAAGCUAUCAACUUUAUUUCUGACACGUGGGACGAUGUUAACGAUAUUACUAUAAAAAAUUGCUGGAAGACCACCAGGAUUAUGCCAAAAGCAAGUGAAUCAAACGAAUAUAAGGAGGAAGAAGUUGAAGACCUUUUGAUUGAGAAUAAUUCAGAAGUUCAAGAGUUAAUAAAUAAUAUUGAAAAAUAUACCCAUCUGAUAGAUCAACCAGUCAUAACCGAAGAUGCACUAACAGAUAAAGAAAUCAUCGAAAUGGCCACAGAAACGUUAGAAAAAGUUAAAAAAUUUCAAGAAAGCUUCAAAGUCGGAAAAGGGUUUAAUGAAAAAGAAUUAAAG
Messenger RNA from Racocetra persica, 365 nucleotides. NCBI's taxonomy places the organism in Eukaryota, Fungi, Glomeromycota, Glomeromycetes, Diversisporales, Gigasporaceae. The record is from the annotation of a GenBank genome assembly.